Molecule: messenger RNA, 2101 nt
Organism: Orycteropus afer afer
Lineage: Eukaryota; Metazoa; Chordata; Mammalia; Tubulidentata; Orycteropodidae
Source: RefSeq, a predicted model, not a curated record
AACCUCAUUAGCAGAAUCUCAACUUCAGACCCGCCAGCAAAUUAAGAAAUUAGAGGAGUUGCAGCAAAAAGUUUCCUACAAAGGGGACCCCAUUGUACAGCAUCGACCAAUGCUGGAGGAGAGAAUUGUAGAGCUGUUUAGAAACUUAAUGAAAAGUGCCUUUGUGGUUGAGCGGCAGCCUUGCAUGCCCAUGCAUCCUGACCGGCCCUUGGUCAUCAAGACUGGUGUCCAGUUUACUACUAAAGUCAGGUUGUUGGUAAAAUUCCCUGAGUUAAAUUAUCAGCUUAAAAUUAAAGUGUGCAUUGACAAAGACUCCGGGGACGUAGCAGCUCUCCGAGGAUCCCGGAAAUUUAACAUUCUGGGCACAAACACGAAAGUGAUGAACAUGGAAGAGUCCAACAAUGGCAGCCUUUCUGCAGAGUUCAAGCACUUGACCCUCAGGGAGCAAAGAUGUGGCAAUGGGGGCCGAGCAAAUUGCGAUGCCUCCCUGAUUGUGACUGAGGAGCUGCACCUGAUCACCUUCGAGACGGAGGUAUAUCACCAAGGCCUCAAAAUCGACCUGGAGACGCACUCCUUGCCCGUUGUGGUGAUCUCCAAUAUUUGUCAGAUGCCAAAUGCCUGGGCUUCCAUACUAUGGUACAACAUGCUGACCAACAACCCCAAGAACGUGAACUUUUUCACCAAGCCCCCAAUUGGAACCUGGGAUCAAGUGGCCGAAGUGCUGAGCUGGCAGUUCUCCUCCACCACCAAGCGAGGCCUGAGCAUUGAGCAGUUGACUACGCUGGCAGAGAAGCUCUUGGGGCCUGGUGUGAACUACUCAGGGUGUCAGAUCACAUGGGCUAAAUUUUGCAAAGAAAAUAUGGCUGGCAAGGGCUUCUCCUUCUGGGUCUGGCUGGACAAUAUCAUUGACCUUGUGAAAAAGUAUAUCCUAGCCCUUUGGAACGAAGGGUACAUAAUGGGCUUCAUCAGUAAGGAGCGAGAGCGGGCCAUCUUGAGCACCAAGCCCCCAGGCACCUUCCUGCUAAGAUUCAGUGAAAGCAGCAAAGAAGGAGGAAUUACCUUCACUUGGGUGGAGAAGGACAUCAGCGGGAAGACCCAGAUCCAGUCUGUGGAGCCAUAUACCAAACAGCAGCUGAACAACAUGUCAUUUGCUGAAAUCAUCAUGGGCUAUAAGAUCAUGGAUGCCACCAACAUCCUGGUAUCUCCGCUGGUCUAUCUCUACCCUGACAUUCCUAAGGAGGAGGCAUUUGGAAAGUAUUGUCGGCCAGAGAGCCAGGAGCAUCCUGAAGCUGACCCAGGUAGUGCUGCCCCGUACCUGAAGACUAAGUUUAUCUGUGUGACACCAACGACCUGCAGCAAUACCAUUGACCUGCCGAUGUCCCCCCGCACUUUAGAUUCAUUGAUGCAGUUUGGAAAUAAUGGUGAAGGUGCUGAGCCCUCAGCAGGAGGGCAGUUUGAGUCCCUCACAUUUGAAAUGGACUUGACCUCGGAGUGUGCUACCUCGCCCAUGUGAGGAGCUGAGAACGGAAGCUGCAGAGAGAUGUAUCUGAGGCACCCACCUGUGUCGUGUUCCACCACCCUUUAAACAGCCAAACCCCAGAUCGUCGGAAACUCCUAGCUUUGUGGUUCCAGACUUUUUUUUUUUUUUUAAUCUCCUCCUUUUGCUAUCUUCAGCAAUCUGGGCACUUUUUAAACUAAAGAGAUGACUGAAUGUAGGUGAUAUGCUUUUACCUAAACAUGAGUAAGAACGCUUCUCUGAGACUGAUCGGGGGUGUGGAAGGGGGCGGCAAGAGGAAGCAAAAGGAAGUGUCUUGUGUUCUUUUUGUUCCUCUGUCCUUCUUUCUCAGCAGCUUUUUGUUGUUGUUGUUAGACAAGUGCCUACUGGUGCCAGUGGCGCCCCUCUGCCUGUCUCUAUAAGCUAAUGUCACAGGCUGCCUCUAGCUACGUACUGCUGGCAUUGCACUUUUCACCUUGCUAACAUCCAAAUAGGAAAGAGGACUAUCAAAGCCCCUAGGUUUCUUUUUAAAUUAAAAAAAAAAAAUUAAAGGGCAGAAGAAAAACCCUUACAGGCAUAGCCUUUUCUGUAGUUGAGAAUAUUCAG